Molecule: messenger RNA, 2529 nt
Organism: Schizosaccharomyces japonicus yFS275
Lineage: Eukaryota; Fungi; Ascomycota; Schizosaccharomycetes; Schizosaccharomycetales; Schizosaccharomycetaceae
Product: DNA topoisomerase I
Exons: 3
Coding region: 1-2529 (842 amino acids)
Biological process (GO): chromosome condensation; chromosome segregation; DNA topological change
Cellular component (GO): cytoplasm; chromosome; cytosol
Molecular function (GO): DNA binding; DNA topoisomerase type I (single strand cut, ATP-independent) activity
Source: RefSeq, a predicted model, not a curated record
AUGUCAUCUUCAGAUUCUGAUUCGGAACCUUUGAUUUCUAGACGUUCUAGUUCUCGGAAACGUCGGAAGGACAAGGCAGUUGCUGAGUCUUCUAGCAGCGAUGACGAUGUCCCAGUAAAAACGAAACUGGAGCGUUCGGACACUAAGAGAUCGUUUUCAGAUGCCGUGUCUGAUGACUCUGAUGUUCCUCUAAAACAAACAAAACGUAAUCGUCGGUCACAAUCGAAGGCUUUGGCUAUUAAGGACGAAAACAGCGAAGAGGAUGAAGCUGAUGGAGGUCAUUCGGGAACGUCUUCCCCAGCAUUUUCAGACAGUGGUAGCGAUUAUGAGGAUGAGCCGAUUAAACAGAGAGUUGCAAAGAAGGCCCGUACGCAAAAGACCGUGGCUAGUCGUGCAACGAAAAAGACAACAAAAUCCACAAAAUCCACAAAAUCGACUGCUAAAACGAAUGGAAAGUCUGCGACAAAAACUACGAGUCGAACUCGCUCUCGCCGCACGAAGAUGGACGAAGAGAUUGCUCGUUCCUCUGCGUCUACUCCAGUGAAGAUGGAGGUGGACGAAGAUAUGAAAGAUUCUGCACUCUCUUCAAAACACUCUAUUGCAAAAUCCGAAGUUGCAUCACCAAAAAUGUCUGGCUCGAUACGUUCUUCACCCAAAACUGAAGAGGAAAAUGGCGAUUUCAAAUGGUGGGAAACUGAUUUGCCUGACGGUAAAAAGUGGAAUACGCUGGAGCACAACGGUGUCAUGUUUCCACCCGAGUAUGAGCCUUUACCUUCUCAUGUGAAAAUGCUUUAUAAUGGAAAGCCCAUAGACUUGCCGCCAGCCGCGGAAGAGGUUGCUGGUUUCUUUGGAGCUCUGUUAGAGAGUGAUCACGCUCAAAACCCUACCUUCCAAAAGAACUUUUUCCGUGACUUUCAGGCUGUAUGCAAGGAAGCUGGUAUGAAGUCCGCUGAUAUUCCAAAAGAGUUCAACAGUUGUGAUUUCCGACCUAUGUUCGAGUACUUCGAAUCUCUGAAAGAGGCCAAGAAGAACAUGUCGAAAGAAGAAAAGAAGGAACUUAAAAAGAAAAAGGAGGAAGAAGAGGAAAAGUUUAAGUGGUGCCUUCUCGACGGUAGAAAAGAAAAGGUAGGCAAUUUCCGCAUUGAACCUCCUGGACUUUUCCGUGGCCGUGGUAGUCAUCCAAAGACCGGCACUCUGAAGCGUCGUGUUUAUCCAGAGCAAAUUACCAUUAACAUUGGUAAGGGCGCCAAAGUUCCUGAACCACUUCCUGGACAUAAAUGGGCAGAGGUUCGCCAUGACGAUCAAGUUACUUGGUUGGCGAUGUGGCAUGAAAACGUGAAUGGCAAUGUAAAAUAUGUCUUUUUGGCCGCCGGUAGUUCAUUGAAAGGCCAGAGUGACUUGAAAAAGUACGAAAAAAUCUCUGAAUUGAUGAUUGAGCGUCAGCGUGGUACGGCCAUGUACUUGAUUGACGUGUUCGCCCUUCGUGCCGGCAACGAAAAAGGUGAAGACGAAGCGGACACAGUCGGUUGUUGUUCCUUGCGUUACGAACAUGUCACUCUUAAGCCUCCGCGUACUGUUAUCUUUGACUUUUUGGGUAAGGAUUCUAUUCGCUAUUACAACGAAGUUGAAGUUGAUCCUCAAGUCUUUAAAAAUUUGAAGAUUUUUAAACGUGCACCAAAGAAGGAGGGUGACCUGCUAUUUGACAGGUUAACUACAGGCAUUUUAAACAAGUAUCUGAAUAGUUUAAUGGAGGGACUUUCAGCUAAGGUAUUCCGUACCUAUAAUGCUUCAUACACAAUGGCUCGUGAGCUUGAAAAAUUACCGCCGAACUUGUCGCUUGCCGACAAGAUCCUUUUCUACAACAGAGCGAAUCGGACAGUUGCCAUUCUGUGUAACCAUCAACGCUCCGUGACCAAAAAUCACGACAUUCAAAUGGGUCGCUUGGAAGAACGUUUGAGAGGUUUGAAGUAUCAACGUUUGCGACUCUGUCGUAUGCUGUUGAACAACGAUGAGACUUUAGCUAAGAAGCGUCCUGAACUGCUAAAAGUGGAUGAAGAGCUAACUCCGGAAUGGAUAAAAAAGCAUCAUGAAGACCUAUAUGAACUUGAAAAGGUAAAAAUCUCAAAGAAGUUUGCUCGAGAGAACGAGAAGCUGGUAUCUGAAGAUCCCUCGAGUGUUAUGCCUGAUUCGGAGCUUGAAGAACGCUUGAAAGCUGCUGAUGAACUGAAAGCCAAACUUGACGAAGAAUUGAGAACUGGCGCUGUGGAAGCCGGCCGUUCAUCAAACGAGCAACUCGAAAAGCGUCUUAUAAAAAUGGACGAGCGUAUUAAGGUAAUGAGUAACUCUAUCAUCGACAAGGACGAAAACAAAACAACGGCAUUGGGAACUAGUAAAAUCAAUUAUAUCGAUCCUCGUUUGACCUUUUCUCUAUGCAAGCGAGAGAACAUUCCCAUUGAGAAGUUGUUCAGUAAGACGAUUCGAGACAAGUUCAAUUGGGCGGCAGAUACACCUGCUGAUUGGAAUUGGUAG